Messenger RNA from Notechis scutatus (mainland tiger snake), 2407 nucleotides. NCBI's taxonomy places the organism in Eukaryota, Metazoa, Chordata, Lepidosauria, Squamata, Elapidae. The record is from RefSeq and is a predicted model, not a curated record.
UUCUGUCUUCCUCACACUUUUGUUGGGAGCUGUAAAGCGAGUCGCGCCGAGAUCGGCGACGCCAAGGGGAAAAGCAGCGAACCUGGAGGGGCGCCGUUUUGACCCAGAGUGAGCCAGAGGAACAGGCGUGCGGCUCUGAAGGAACUUUUUUUUUCCCUGAGAAAAGGGUUGAAGAUUAAGAAUACAUUGAAAUAUGUUGGAUGAGGAUACAGGGAUCGUAGAAGAAUGGUUAUCAGAAUUCAAGACAGUACCAGAAACAUCUAUAGCAAGUUAUGCUAAAAAUUUGAAAGACAAGAUUUCCUUGGUUUCAUCUCUAUAUAAAGUUAUUCAAGAUCUACAAAAUGAGUUGCUGGAACCAGUCUGUCACCAGUUAUUUGAAUUUUAUCGCAGUGGUGAGGAACUUCUUCUGCAGUUCACACUUCAGUUUCUUCCAGAAUUGAUAUGGUGCUAUCUUGCUGUUUCUGCUAGUAAAGAUCUACAAAGCAGUGGCUGUAUAGAAGCACUUUUACUAGGAGUUUACAAUUUGGAAAUAGUUGACAAACAAGGGAACAGUAGGAUCCUAAGCUUUACAAUUCCAUCUUUAUCUAAACCUUCAGUAUAUCAUGAACCUUCCAGUAUUGGUUCAAUGGCUCUUACUGAGGGUGCUUUAUCUCAACACGGCUUAUCCAGGGUUGUAUAUAGUGGACCUCAUAUGCAGAGAGAAAUGUUGACAGCACAAAACAGAUUUGAAGUAUUGACAUUCCUUUUACUACGGUACAAUGCUGCCUUAAGCUACAUGCCUGCGGUUUCUCUUCAGUCUUUAUGUCAAAUAUGUUCAAGAAUCUGCGUUUGUGGGUACCCUCGCCAACAAGUACGAAAAUAUAGAGGCAUAAACAGCAGAAUUCCAGUCUCCUCUGAAUUCAUGGUGCAAAUGUUAACAGGGAUUUAUUAUGCUUUUUAUAAUGGAGAAUGGGAUCUGGCUCGUAAAGCAAUGGAUGAUGUUUUAUACAGAGCACAAUUGGAGUUAUAUCCAGAACCACUAUUGGUAGCUAAUGCAAUAAAAGCUUCAUUGCCUCAAGGUGCCAUAAAAUCUAACAAAGAAGGUACUAAAUGUAUUCAGGUUGAAAUUACUCCUACAGCAUCAAGGAUAUCAAGAAAUGCUGUGACCAGUAUGUCUAUUCGGGGCCAUAGAUGGAAAAGGCAUGAGCAACCAGAUAAUACUAAUGACACUACUGAAUCGGGCAACUUUGUUAUACCCGAGAUUAGUGUCACAAAUGUGGCUGGAGAGAGAACCAGGAAUGGGGAAAAAAACAGAAUGCCAGGAGAGAGUGAUCAACAUAUUCAGGGUGUACAGGAAAUUCCUACAGAGCCUAGAGUUGACAGCAAAAGCUUGCCAGAGAUCAGGAGGCAAAAAUCUGUAAGAAAAAUUAUGGAGGAUGGAAUAAGCUCACCUGGCAGAAUGCAAUUUUAGCAGAGCACUUUGUAGCUACAUUCAAAAGGUAUCAAUUGAAAGGGUCAUGGCUGCAUGUUUUAAAGAUUUUAGUAAUCAACAAUAGACAUUUGCAUGUACUUUUAGUCAAACACAAUUGCAUGCUUUGCACAUAGAGCUGAUCUCUGUGCUCCACAUAUUGAUAGCAUACUGACAACGAAUAGAUUUAUCUUAGCUUGGGAAACCACAUUGGGAGAUUUCAAAUUUCAUUAACGUUAAACUUGGACUUUUUAGUUCUGAGUCAUUCCAGCAUUUUUAUUUUACACAUUUGAAACAACCCUUUCUUUCAAGUGUAUAUAAACAAUAUCAAUUUAUUUUAAUGUUUUCCCAUCUGUUACAAUGAUGAUUCCAGAAUCAUUACUAAAUUUAACUCUUUAGUACAGAAUGUGGCCAUUCAGCCCUUUAAAUAUGAAACACAAUUGGAUUUGCUAAAAAUGUGAGCACCUGCAGGUGAUGCCCUAUUGGCUGGUCUGCUGUUCUGAUUAUCUAUUUCCAUGAUUAUUUUGCUGUCUGUAGUACGUAGAUACCUUGCUCAUACAUAGGUUUAUUCCUCUUUCUAGCUGUUAUAGAUCUAAUCUCUUCUGAAUCUUGCAUGAAUAACAGGCGCUUAAAAAAAAAUCACCACACAAUGAGAUUGUAAGCAUGCUUUGUUUCUUUAUGUUUUAUUGUCAUGUAAUAUAUUACAUUGAUAUAAUAGAUGAGCUUCUUGUCUGCUCUGAAAUCUUUUGCUUUGUGCUUGAAUAGAAAGAUCUAUCAAGAACCAAUGAAAUAUAUACAGUGUUCUGUCUCCAUACAGGUAACGAAUUAGGAAUUCCAGAAGAAGAAUUAAUAGAAGUAUCUGAAGUUGAUGAAGGUUUUUACUCUAGAGCUACUUCUACUACAAGUCAUUCUAUUUCAUCAAAAAGUAGCAGCAACACCAGUAAUAAAACUAUAAUGGGC